This is a messenger RNA of Cicer arietinum (chickpea), 979 nucleotides long. Its product is annotated as putative lipid-binding protein AIR1. The record is from RefSeq and is a predicted model, not a curated record. NCBI's taxonomy places the organism in Eukaryota, Viridiplantae, Streptophyta, Magnoliopsida, Fabales, Fabaceae.
AACUUCAAUCAACACAUAACAUUUACUACAUAUUUAAUUUUUAAGAUAUAGUAGUCAUGGCUUCCAACAAAUUCUCUGCCAUUAUUUUAGUGCUUUCUCUCCUUGCUUACUCAACAUUGACUGAGGCUAAUGGUUCAUGUCCACCAUCACCCAAGCCUAAACCACCACCACCUUCACCAAAGCCUUGUCCUACUCCGGCUUCCGCUCCACCUUCACCUUCACCUUCAUCCCAAGGUUCUUGUCCUAAAGAUGCCUUAAAGUUAGGGGUUUGUGCUGAUGUUUUAGGGUUGGUUAAUGUUAUUAUUGGAAAUCCUCCUUCAGGAAGUAAAUGUUGUGCAUUGAUAAAAGGUUUGACUGAUUUGGAAGCUGCACUCUGUCUUUGCACUGCACUUAAGGCCAAUGUGCUUGGAAUUAACUUGAAUGUACCAAUCACACUUAGUUUGGUCCUUAGUGCAUGUCAAAAAACAGUCCCUUCUGAUUUCCAAUGUGUUUAAGGAUUCAAAUUAUGUUUCUGUCUCGUUGUUGCAUAAGUAUGUACUAUAUAUAUGCAUGCACUAUAAUUGUGUUGUUAUUAUAGGAUUAUCAAAUGAGAUGAUUGCUAAUAUCAUAUUUCAUUCGAAAUUAAAUAUAAAUAAAAGGAAAUAUUUGAAAAGUUAAUAUAUUUAGUCUAAUAUAGAUUAAAUAUAUAUUUUUUAAAUAUUUAAUUUAUUUAUAUUUUAUUUUAGAUGAAGUAUUAUGUUACAUUCAUAACAUAUGCUCUUGUUCUAUUAUGGGUUGAAAUUCAUGUGGCACAUUCGCCUUGGAAAUGUGACCAACAUGAAUUAAUAAAACUCAAUAAUAUAAAUAGUGCUGAAAAGAAAGUGUAUGAGUUUGCUAACUCUUCUCUUUUUCAUUUUUAUCGUUUUAUUUAUUUAUUAUUAUUUUAUGGAGUUUUGUUCAAAGAUUUGUGUGGAUUUCUUAUCUUAUUUCGUGAAACUAA